AUGUCGUUUCUGGCACUUUGCGUUUUAAACUCUUUUUUAUCUUUCACCGCUUUCUUGUUUAACAUUGUGACAAUAAAUGCGAUAAAGAAAACUUCGUCGUUGUCCAAAAAUUUGAAAACACUUCUCCUGACUCUAGCAAUCUCUGAUCUUGGCGUUGGCUUACUGGCGCAGCCUAUGUAUGUUACACAACUUAUAAUGAAGUGGAAACAACACAACGAAAAUGAUUCAUUAUAUAUUGGAGUAUCCAACGCACACCUAAUUCUGACAAAUAUUUUUGCCCCUGUCACGUUCUAUGUUCUCGCAGUGCUGUGUGUAGAAAGAUUCAUGGCCAUUCGUCUACCCCUCAGAUACCAGGAACUUGUGACACACAAGCGCAUUGCUACUGCGGUAAUCUCAACUUGGGCUCUAAGCGGACUUUUCUCGCUGCUGAGGUUAUGGACGCCAAAGAUGGUCAUGUACGGAUUUUUUGCCUUGUUUGCGUGUCUUAGUUAUAUGGCUGCCACUUGGUUUAGUGUCAGGAUUGUUUUGCUAGUGCGAAAGCAAAUAAACGUUAUUCACGUUCUACAAGGACCUCAAGUAGCACACAGCGGUCAAAUGACCCACGUUAUCAGAUUGCGCAAGUUUGCGAUCGCAUCUGUCUACCUGUAUGUCAUUUUUCUGGUUUGCUAUUUGCCAAAUACUUGUGUUUUACUUGCUAUCGCUUCCAAUGGACCAAGCACAAGCUUGAGGCAUUUGCAGCUUUUUACCAUGACACUUGUGUUUCUUAAUUCAACCCUUAAUCCGUUGAUUUACUGCUGGAAGAUGAAAAACAUCCGACACACUGUCGUUGACAUGCUGCGACACACUUUCUCAAGCUUCAGCCGCCCAACUGAGGAAAGUUGA
Messenger RNA from Porites evermanni, 882 nucleotides. NCBI's taxonomy places the organism in Eukaryota, Metazoa, Cnidaria, Anthozoa, Scleractinia, Poritidae. The record is from the annotation of a GenBank genome assembly.